Molecule: messenger RNA, 724 nt
Organism: Lentinula edodes (shiitake mushroom)
Lineage: Eukaryota; Fungi; Basidiomycota; Agaricomycetes; Agaricales; Omphalotaceae
Exons: 3
Coding region: 198-656 (152 amino acids)
Source: RefSeq, a predicted model, not a curated record
UACCAUGAGGCCUAGAAAUCUGAUGUAUUAUAUGUAUUAAAACCCUUGAGCUUUACUGUGAGUUGCUAUAAAUCUUGUUGUCACUUAUAGAGGUGUAAGGCCAAAGCGAUCCGAUGAUAUCUGUAUCUGAUUUGCCUGCCUAAGAUUUUUGCUUUUUUUGUCGCAUCGCGUCGCGUCGAUCUGCCUCAUCACCUGUAAUGCUUACAGAUGAAGACUAUCAGAUGCUCCUGGAGGCUUCUGUCUCCUUCUUGGAGAGGAAAGACUUUGGAAUAGUAGAGCUUGAGGAAGUUAUGGAUCAAGUAUUUGGCCAAAAUAGAGGAGGGGAGGAUGCAAAAGCCUGGUCCAUGCACUGGACUCAGUUAUCACUGUAUGAAGAGCAAGCUCAAGAAGGUAGAAGUACUGGGCCACCACCAAAGAUUCCAUCGCACUCAAGAGAUGACUCAGAUUUAGACAGACCCUGCCAACCUCAGCACCAGAACAAAUUGGAAUCAGAAGAACCAGGCCAAACUCAGCUCAGCAAUGCAUUGCUUCAGAACACUGUAGCUGAUCGUGAACGUGAACGACAGGAGCAAUUGUCAAAUGGCAACAUUUCACCUCGAGAAAUUCACAAAACUGGGAAACGACCUUGUUGUCACGAAGCGGCAGAGGCGGAGUGACUAAGCAAGACGGUGAGGCGGAGCGACUAAGCAGGUCAGCGAGGCGGAGCAACUAAGCGGAGCGGAGG